AUGUUUUGGACUGAUUGGAACGAAACAAAUCCUCGCAUUGAGCGUGCAACUAUGGCUGGCAACGACCGAAGAGUUCUUUACCGAAUUGCAAACGUAAUCGAUGGUGGAUGGCCUAAUGGCUUAAUUUGUGAUUUUAUUGCUACUCGAUUAUAUUGGAUCGACGCUAAGUAA
Molecule: messenger RNA, 171 nt
Organism: Dracunculus medinensis (Guinea worm)
Lineage: Eukaryota; Metazoa; Nematoda; Chromadorea; Rhabditida; Dracunculidae
Source: the annotation of a GenBank genome assembly